ACGAGAUAUAAAUAAAAGCUGACCUGAGGGAUCGUCGCUGAAUAUCAACGGAAGCGACAAUUUGACAUCCGAUAUUCUCUUGCACCAUGGACAAUAACGAGCUUGACCAUGGCCGGCCGCCGACGCCUCCCCAUCACCCUACCGCAGGUGUUCGCGUACUCCGCCAAGAGAUUGAAGAUAUUGUCAAGUUUGGGCUGCCAGACUAUAACUUAGUAUCCAUCUCGCAGAUUGCAUCCGGAAAGUCCUUCAAUAACCGCAUAUACUUUCUGCAGCUAAAGCACUCUGUGGACAAAGCCUCGUCAUCACCAGGCACCUUAUCUCAGCCAGAGCAGGUCGUCUUAAAGGUCAACGGGCGUUUCUUUGGGGCCAACAAGAUUAAAAACGAAGUAUCUUGUCUCCGGCUUCUCCAGAGAUACUGCCCCGACGUCCCGUCGCCGCGUGCCCUGGCCUGGUCCGAGGAUGGACAUGUAGCGACUUAUGCGACCUCAUCUCAGACAAGGACACGCCUCCUUGAUAUACCACCAGGCGUAGAAAAGCUUAAGCAUGGCGGGUGGAUAUUAAUGUCGCAUAUUCCUGGAAAUCCAAUGCCAAUCGCCGACCUGAACGACGCGACCCUCACAGACCUGGCCAAGCAGCUUGGCGAUAUCGUCGCGUGCUUGCGACGAGACAUUCCUCCUCAAAAGCGCUGCGGAAACAUUCGUCUCCCACAAGGAGGCAUUGAAGAGCAAAGUGUGCCUGUAGCAGACGGCACAGCUCUAACCAUCCGCGACAUCAUCCAAGACGGCAUCGAGGUCGACGAGCCUAUCACCACUGCCAACGAGUACUACCGGGUGAGGUUGGUGAAUAAACUGCGAGAACUCAAAACCACCGAUGUCUACGCCCCAAAUAGAUCCCUAAUCGAGACGAUCCGUGCUUUCAUAUCCGAUCAGCUCCCGCACCUCGAGCUUACUGACGGCGACGGCAUCCCUCCCGGCGAGUUCGUCCUGACGCACUACGACCUCUCCGCGCGUAACGUCCUCGUCUCGGGCCAGCCGCCCCGCAUCACUGGUCUGGUCGACUUUGAAUUCGCAGGCUUCUUCCCGCCCGUCGACGAGUUCCUGAACGACGACGUUGUCAACGAAGGUGGGGAGUGGCCGCGUGAAUUUUACAAGGCAUACUUGGCGCGCCUGCACGAGAAUGGGAUCGCGACGCCAGUGCGAGGGUUUGACCCAUCUGUCUGGAAGCGCAAUUGCUGGCUUGAGAGGCUUGUUGGGGGCAUCGCGCCGUGGUACUUGCCGGGCGGCUGGAAGGGAGAAGAGUUGCAGGCUAAGCUAAGAGAGGCAGAGGCGGAUGUAAGAGAGGUGUUAAAGAGGCUUAUUAUGGAUUACGAUGAAUAUAAGGAGCGGAGACUUUUGUGAAGAAUAUUAAGUCACC
Messenger RNA from Ilyonectria robusta, 1413 nucleotides. Its product is annotated as kinase-like domain-containing protein. NCBI's taxonomy places the organism in Eukaryota, Fungi, Ascomycota, Sordariomycetes, Hypocreales, Nectriaceae. The record is from RefSeq and is a predicted model, not a curated record. The transcript has a single exon. The coding region runs from base 87 to 1397 and encodes 436 amino acids.